CCUAGUCCACAUGAAUGGGAGGAACUCAGGAAGAAGGAAUUUUAAUACUUGGAGUUAGUAGUGGUGUCAAAAAGUUUAUAGCUUAUUUAACCACACUUUAUGUGCCAUCUUUAUCUUUCCAAAGAUUAGAUGUGACCAAAUGAGUCGAAUACAUCUUUUACCUUUCCAAAGAUUAUGAGUUGAAAUUAUUUUUUAUAAAGUGUUAGUAUUAUUUUCUUCAUGUCACACAUCUUUCAGGAAUUUUCCUUGCACUGAUUGAGCAUUUUCUUGCUCAAAAAAGUUUCAACUAAUGGUAAGUUUCUAGAAAUGGUGGAGUUGACUUCAUAUUGAAGAAAUUCAUUCUAACUUCUUAAUUUCUGGCUAUUAUUAAUUUCCAUAGCUUGAGGUAGUAGUUGAUCUGGUUGCGAGUAAUGGAAAACUCGAGCAAGUUUCAACUUCAGAGAACUCUUUCUAUUCAGUCCUGCUUCCAGGAACUAAACUCCAUCCCGGCCUCUGGUGGUGCUGAAGAACCUGACUUGAACAACACUGGAAUCACUUCUUACCCUCUUGUUCAAGUUCAGCCAACCUACUGUUCCAAUGGUCAAAUCCCAAAUCACACUUCCAUGCAGUCCGUUCCUGCUGGGACACAAACACAUCUUAUUUCAUUUUCGGAGAGAGUUGAGGGGACUUAUCCCGCCAGGAAUCUUGCAAUGUAUGUUCCUCUAUACCAUGCUGCACUCAAGGGUGAUUGGGAAAAAGCAAAAGAAUUUUUUUAUCUACAUCCUCAAGCAAUAACUGCAAGGAUCACAAACCGAGGGGAAAGUGUUCUGCAUAUUGCAGCAGGCGCAAAACAGAUAAUAUUUGUACAAGAAUUGGUCAAAAUGAUGAAUUCAUUGGAUUUGGCACUUAAAAAUAAGUAUGAAAAUACUGCACUUUGCUUUGCUGUUGCAUCUGGUAUUACAAAAAUUGCAGAGUUAAUGGUAGCAAAAAACAGUGACUUGCCUAUGAUAAGAGGUAUCAAUGGAGUGACAGCCCUACACAUUGCUGCUUUAAUGGGAUAUAGAGACAUGGUCUGGUAUAUUUAUUCAGUAACGGAUAACCAAUUUCUUUCCAAAGAGGACUAUGUUGGGCUACUAAUUGCAACUAUUAGCUCUGAUUUAUAUGAUGUUGCUCUGCAUAUACUUGAACACAAACCAGAACUAGCCAUUGAAAGAGAGCCCAAUGGCGAGACAGCACUUCAUGUUCUAGCUCGAAAGACUUCAGCAUUUUCAGGCAAAAGUAAACAAGACCACUUAGGUCUGAUUGCAAAACUGUUGAACAAGACUGGUCGUACUAGCAACUUCAGAUUUCUCAAUCAUGCUAUGCACCUAACAGGAAUCCAGGGAGUUAUUGAGAAAAUGCUGAUGCAAUCUCAAGCCCUGGAGUUUGUAAAAUUCUUGUGGAAACAGGUUCUCUUCUUAUUGGAUGAUUCAGAAAUUGAGAGGUUAUUCAGGAGCCCUUCACGACCAUUAUUCAUAGCUGCAGAAUUUGGAAACUUUCAGUUCAUCAGGGAGCUUAUUCUCUCCUAUCCUGAUCUCAUUUGGAAAGUUGAUGAGCAAAGUCGAAGCAUUUUUCACAUUGCAGUUAUUCAUCGCCAAGAAAAAAUCUUCAAACUUCUUUAUGACAUAGGUGCGCACAAAGAUUUGAUCACAUCCUCUAAGAACCCCAACAAUUGUAACAUUUUACACUUGGCUGCAAACUUGGCUCCUUCAAAUAGACUUAAAAUUGUCUCUGGUGCAGCACUUCAAAUGCAACGGGAGUUGCUGUGGUUUAAGGAAGUUGAGAAGAAUAUGCAGCCAUUAUACAAGGAAAUGAAAGACUCAGAAGGUAGAACACCCCAAAUGCUAUUUACUCAGGAACACAAGGGAUUAGUCGAGAGUGGGGAGAAAUGGAUGAAGGAUACAGCAUCAUCCUGCAUGCUUGUUGCAACACUUAUUACUACAGUAAUGUUUGCUGCAAUUUUUACUGUACCAGGAGGCAACAACAAUAAUACAGGAACCCCUAUGUUCCUUAGGGACAAGUCAUUUAUAAUUUUCUCCAUAUCAGAUGCACUUGCUCUGUUCUCCUCUGUGACAUCUAUAUUGAUGUUCUUAUCUAUCCUCACCUCGCGUUAUGCUGAAGAAGAUUUCCUGGAGUCCUUGCCGAAGAGGCUGAUUAUUGGCCUAACAACACUUUUCUUUUCUAUAGCAUCAAUGCUUCUAGCUUUUAGUGCAAGCUUUUUCAUUGUGGUUGGACAUCAACUGGCUUGGGUUAUUAUCCCGAUUGCUCUCACUGCUUGUGUUCCAGUUACGCUAUUUGCGUUCUUACAGUUUCCUUUGUUGGCUGAUGUUAUGCAUUCUACUUAUGGAUCAGGAAUAUUUUCCAUGGAAAGGAACGAAAGGCUUUAUUAGGCUAUUUAUGAGCUGAUUACUCUAUUAUGAGAUAACAGAGUAAAGCAAAGGACACCUUUUGCAAUCAUACUUGGAUAAAACUCCUUGGACAGGCCUCUGUCCAAACACAGGCCGACGUGGCAGCCCCCUAUUGGCAGCCUCUGUCCAUAUAGCAUCCCCCAUUGUAGUUUUGACUUGUGCAAAUUGGUUUACCACUUGUGAUAAUUAUUUUGGCUUUCUGUGCUUUUGAUGGAUUGUGUGAAUGGGCUUGCUACAUGUACAGAAUGUGAGAGAUGUCCCUGACUCUCCUUAGAAAAAAGUUCUUUGGCACCUGUUCUUCCAGUUUUUUUGUUGUAUAUUCAUCCCAAUUUUCUUAUUUACCUUAUAAUACAUAAAGUUGUGAUUCUUA
Messenger RNA from Olea europaea var. sylvestris, 2796 nucleotides. RefSeq names its product ankyrin repeat-containing protein ITN1-like. The transcript is spliced from 6 exons. The coding region runs from base 411 to 2408 and encodes 665 amino acids. Gene Ontology annotation, molecular function: protein binding. The record is from RefSeq and is a predicted model, not a curated record. Lineage: Eukaryota; Viridiplantae; Streptophyta; Magnoliopsida; Lamiales; Oleaceae.